Messenger RNA from Colossoma macropomum (tambaqui), 5862 nucleotides. It is a transcript of the gene dennd6a, whose product is annotated as DENN/MADD domain containing 6Aa. NCBI's taxonomy places the organism in Eukaryota, Metazoa, Chordata, Actinopteri, Characiformes, Serrasalmidae. Gene Ontology annotation, cellular component: recycling endosome. Bases 112 to 1917 code for a protein of 601 amino acids. The record is from RefSeq and is a predicted model, not a curated record. The transcript has 20 exons. Gene Ontology annotation, molecular function: guanyl-nucleotide exchange factor activity.
CCCACGGAUGUAGCGUACCGUCUAUCCGGAAUACGGUCCGCGGCGAUAGUUGGCUAAGUUAGUUUAGCCCCUGAAGUUGAGGCGAACGGAGAAGCGGUUUGGUCUUCGACUAUGGCCUUGCGAGGGUCAGAGGAGGUCGAGGAGCAAAUGGAAGAAGCAGAACACUCAGAGGACCGGGAGCUGAGAGUGUCCCCGGCCGAGGAAAUGCCCGCCGACGGGCCUGGAGAGGAAGAACCGGAGCAGCUGCUGCUACCGUGGGACCGAUUCUCCGCCUGGCUGCACUGCAUCUGUGUGGUGGGAUUCGACCUAGAGCUCGGACAGGCGGUGGAGGUUAUAUACCCUCAUCAUUCAAAGCUCACAGAAAAAGAGAAAACAAGCAUCUGCUACCUGUCAUUCCCAGACUCCAACUCAGGUUGCCUGGGGGACACGCAGUUCUGCUUCCGUUUCCGGCAAGCGGCGGGCAGGAAGUCGUCGCUAGGAUGUUUUCUGGACCACUUUGACAGAGAUGCGCCGGUCUGCCUCAAGAAAGACCAGGGACAUUUCUACGGUUACGUCUACUUCAGGCAGGUUCGAGAUAAAUCGCUGAAGAGGGGUUACUUUCAGAAGUCUCUGGUUCUCAUCAGCAAGCUACCUUAUGUGACCUUCUUCCACUCGCUUCUGAAGCUCAUUGCCCCAGAAUACUUUGAGAAACAGGAGCCCUGUUUAGAGGCUGCUUGCAACGAUAUUGAUCGGUGGCCGACGCCGAGUCCAGGGAAGAUAUUAUCUCUCCCAAUCAUGGGUGUAGUCAUGAAGCUACGUAUUCCUACAUGUUACGACAAGCCAGGAACCUCGCAGCUUGUGCUGUCCACACCGAGCGACAGUCUUGUGUCUAUCGUGCUCCCUACAAUCCAUGAAGUGGACCUCUUCAGGUGUUUCUGUCCAGUCUUCUUUCACAUUCAGAUGUUGUGGGAGCUUGUGUUGCUGGGUGAAGCACUGGUUGUCAUGGCACCCUCACCAGCAGAGUCUUCAGACACCGUGCUAGCGUUAGUCAGCUGUGUUGCCCCAUUGCGUUACUGCAGUGACUUCCGCCCCUACUUCACCAUCCACGACAGUGAGUUCAAAGAGUACACAACCCGAACUCAGGCUCCACCGUCUGUCAUUUUGGGCGUGACAAACCCUUUCUUUGCCAAAACUCUUCAGCAUUGGCCUCACAUUAUCCGUAUUGGUGACAUGAAACAAACAGGAGAGAUGGCCAAACAAAUGAAAGUGAAGAAAUUAAAGAAUUUGAAGACUCUGGAUUCUAAACCAGGUGUAUAUACCGCAUAUAAGCCAUUCCUGAACAAAGAUGAAGAAAUCAUCAAGCAGCUACAGAAGGGGGUUCAGCAGAAACGCCCUUCUGCGGCUCAAAAUGCCAUCCUGCGGAGAUAUUUCUUGGAGCUGACGCAGAGUUUCAUCAUUCCCUUGGAGCGCUAUGUUGCCAGCCUGAUGCCUUUACAGAAGAGCAUCUGCCCUUGGAAAAGUCCUCCUCAGCUGAAGCCUUUCAUUCAGGAUGAGUUUAUGAAGACUCUGGAAAAGGCUGGACCUCAGCUCACCUCACGACUCAAAGGAGACUGGAUAGGCCUUUAUAGGCAGUUCCUCAAGUCACCCAACUUUGACGGCUGGUUCAGGAACCGAAGGAAAGAGAUGACUCAGAAAUUAGAGGCCCUGCACCUUGAGGCACUUUGUGAUGAGGAUCUCCAGUUGCGAAUUCAAAAACACACAGAAGUGGAGACAGUCGACCUUGUACUCAAAUUGAAGGACAAACUGACGCAGGCAGAGAGAGAGAAGCUGCCAGUAAGAGCAGGGACCCUGGCCAAACUUCAGGCCCACAUCGAGUCAGUCAUCCUCACUCUUCCAGAAGACCUGCAGGGCAUCCUGCACAAGCCUGUCAGCCCCUGACCUUAACAAAAACUACUGCGUAACCAAGGCCAAGAGGGGACAGCGGAGCUGAUGACUGUGUUUUGGCGUCGGAGGCAAACCUGGCACCUCCUCUGUGGAUUUUAACCGGCUCUACUUUCAAGUGCAAUUGUUUCCUAUAGACCUGUGUGCCCUGGAGUGGGGCAAUGCUGGCAUUGCCGAAGCCCGGCAAAGAUGAAAUCGGUCUGAUGACUUUUGCCACGCUGUAUGUAAGAGAUUGUUUCUUUGGAAAGUGAUGCAUAUUCUGUUAAGUUCCACAUAUUUAUACUGUACGUCUCUCACUGUGUGAGACUGACUUUGUUUUUGAGUUUGAAAAACAUGGCUGCCUGGAGAGAAACUGAGGUGUAGAGAAACCACAAGGAAGGCUACCAGCCAGAUAUUUAAGCCCUUAAAUGAAAUGUUAGAGGAGGAAGUGGUGAAUACAUAGUAAAGCUGGCUUUUUCCAAAAUUCCUGCAGCUGGUAGAUGUUCAGUUGUUUUAUUGACUGGGGUAGGCAGGUUUUCUGGGCAUAGAGUUGGCCCAGCCCUAAAUAUUUCCUUUGGAUAUGUCAUGUUGUUCAUUUCUAUAAGCUGAAGAUUUGUUGGUCUGCAUCAAAAAACCUGCCCAUACGGUACGUGUCCACAGCAUAUGCCGCAGAUGUCUCCCUUCACUCCCUUUGCCGGUGCCUCACCGCUUGAGGCAAAUAUUUCUGUAUAGUAUGUUAGAGUAGUUAAAAUGUAUUAAUUUUCACUCGGUUUAGAGUGGAAUUCAGUGAUGCACGUUCCCUCUCAGAUGGUCCUCUCACAAUAAAAAAAAAUCCUUUUUUAUUAUUGUACUCAGCUUCAAGAAGUACAUGGAGCUAAAAGUAGUUUCAUCCAGACAACAUUAUGUAGGUCUAUCCUUGUUGUGCGCGGUCAAUGGAAAUCAGCAUUUGCCUGUGUAAUUUGCAUGGGCUGCGUCUAAAACUGCAUACUACCUUAUCAAAUAGUAUGUCAAAAAUAGCACACCACCAUGAGAUGGCAUUCAUUUGUGUAGUGUGCUGGUAUGUGGUUUUGGACACAGGCGGAAAGUUAAAACCAGCUCUGCUUUUCUCACCACGCCCUGAGUGAAGUUCGCAUGACUUGCCCACCGUCACUUUUCACUACUCCACACUAAAAACAAAUGGGAGUGGAAUCGGAUAGUGUAUUUGCGGGCAGUGGACACGUACCAUGGGUAGUACAAAACACUGGUUAGGUAGCCAAUAAUAAGCAGGGAAUAAAGAAAAAUGCACUGAUAUUCUAGGUUAAUGAGGUUGAUUAUUGUGACAAUGCAAAGGUUUCAGAUAUGGAGCAACACUAAGAGCACAGCAGACCUGAAAUAUCUUAAUGAAGGAACAGUGACGUGUGCUUCAUUUUCAGAACGAGGGGUAUUACAACUGAUGCUGAUUUCUGGCAUUGUAUGUCAUUCAAAAUGUCUAGCAUUCAUUCUUUUUCAAUGGGGUGGAAACUGUGGAGCUGACUUAGACUGACUUGAAAAUAGCGAAAGGGAAAAUACCUUUUUAACAGCUUACAGUUCUUUCAGUUCCAGUCCUUAAGUACUUAAAGAAAUCAUGUUUAUUUCACAGGGUGCAUGACACAUUUUUCAGAAUUAGCAAUUUGCUGUAAGCAAAGACAGAAACCGUUCUUCUUUAGUCAUUCAUCAGUGCUUUUAAAACACAAAGGUCUUGGAAUUAAAGCAGUUCAUAAAUGUCAGUGCUUAAAUGGAGUUUUGUGAAAAAUUGUAAGAUUAAGAUUGUAGUGACAAGUAACUGGCAUAACAUCAUUCCCCCUGUUUAUUCAGUUUUAUUGUAAUUUUAAUAAUCCAAACCAAACAUUGGAUUAACUGACAUUUCAAUUUAGACUUACUUGACCUUUUACCUCAAUCCCAACAUGUUCUCCUAAUAACUUUUAUACCACUCCUGAAUGAUAUUUCUAAGGAUCAUCCUUGUUGCGUUGUGCCUUCCAUUCUAUAAAGCUGAACUGAAUUGGUGUGCUUUCUUUUAUUUGCUCCCAGAUAACUGAGUGAUUUUAUGCCUCUUUUAUGACCAAACAUGCUUCUGUAAUCCUUGUGCAGUAACAGUGCCCAUGACAGCUGUUGUUUGUUGUCAGUUGUACUUUUUAACAUUUUAGGGAAGUUUUAAAGCAUCGUUUGUAUGAGCAGGGAUGAUGUGAGCAGUUUUAUUGGCAUAUAUUUUUAUGGAUAACCACACUGUCAAAACAGAUGUGUUUAAAGCAACAUGCUGUUUUUGUUUUGUUUCAUUUUAAAUGUGUAUCUGUUCAGUUAAGUACAACACAUUGUGUUACAAAAGAAACUCUGUGGCACUCUUAUUAAAUGAAAAAGCCUUUAUUAUAACAUGGCUGUGGAUAAACAAAACUGCAGUUAGAAGAGUGACAGAGAGAUUCAUUUUUUUUUGUAUGAGAAUGUAUAUAACAGUAUAUUCCUCUACCAGCAGCACUCUUUCAGUAUUUUUAUUAUACAAUGUGGUAAAAUAGAAUGUGCUGCCAACACAUCGUUUUUGACAGUGUACAAAGUACAUGACUAGAAGCAUGGAGAUGGAUUUACGCAUGGAGAUCCUCAAGCUUUCUUCUAUCGUGUGCCUUGAGGAAGGGAGCAAAACAUGGAAACAACCAAAGAUACUGACCACCGUCAUAGUUUUAUGUUUUAAACGGGAAUUCCACUAAUUUAACUGUCUACAUAAUUAAAUUGUUAAGAUGCAAACAGUCAUUCGGAUUGGUUUGAUGUGAAGUAGUCCAUUGUAGAGACUUACCGUCAGAUUUCUUUACAGUGGUGGUGAUAGGAACCAAACGUCCUAGGGUUUUAAUGCCUCUAAAGGCUACCUCACAGAUAUGUUGUCUGAUGCCUGACGUUGUUUUUAUGAUCAUUUUUUCUGAUAAUAUAUUGCCCUAAAUCACAUAAAUAAAAAAAAAAACACAUUUAAGACACAUUUAAGACAUAAGGCAAAGUAGUACCCAAAGAAAACUUUUUUUAAUCAAUGUUACAUAUAAAAACUAGGUUUACUGGUCACUUUGAACAGUAAAUAAGAUGGCUAUAUUUGUGAUGUAGACUCCUGGUUCCUAUCACCACCACUGUAAGAAAUCUUGACUGUAAUUUACUCUGCAGUAAACCGUUUAUGUUAAACUGCUCUGAAUUGCUUUGUUUACAUCUCAACAAAGUUGAUUUUUUUUGUUAAUCAGCAGAAUUUCUUUUUAAAUUACACAAUCAUUGACUGACACCUGAAAUGUAUGUUUUUAUGUCAUCACUUUUCUGUAGAGUACAACUGAAUCCUGUCAGUGCAGUUCAUGAAGUUUAUGGCCUGAACCCCUUUGGCUGGUUUAAAAGACUCAGACUAGGCCUAAGACUUAGCAGAGACGAUAUGUUGCUGUUGCCUUUAAGUCCAACUCAGCAACUCGUAAGGGGCCGUAAAACUGAGCCAAUCACUAGCAGUCAGUGCAGAUCUGUAAUAACUGGUUGUUGGACAACCUCUCGUGUUUUAUACUUAAAGAGGAACUUAUUUUAACAUGCUUGAAUUUUAUAUAAAGUUAUAUUCUGUUAUUCUACUACUCAAGAAACUACUCACUGUUGCGCGUAACCAGAGUGGCAACCUAACAGUAUUUUGUAACACCUGUAUUUUUGAUCCUGACAGUUUCUAUAGGAAAUUGAUGUACAGUUCAUUGUUGUGUAAUAAUUAUAAUGUCAUAAAAGGGCAAAUAUGAUUCUGAAAACAUCUAAAGAAGCACAGGUGUAAUACAUGUUGCGCCGAGUUAUAUAUUUUGGCAUUAAUACUUUUAUUUUUUCUAUCAAAGCCAUAACCACUAAUGCUUUACUGAAGUCUGUAAGUCUGUGCUGUAGUGUUUCAUAUACAUUACAUCUUUCAUGAAGGUUCUGUUUUUUUUGCUUUGUUUUAACUGUAAAUAAAUAUUCAGAGUUUAA